AUGGCUUGGCUACAGCUUCGGACGAAUGCUCCAGGCCUUCCAGGGGGCUUUAUCGUUGAGGAUCGAUCGGUCUACAACGCGACAUGUGCGUCAAAGGUGCUCACUUUCUUGACUUGCCCGAAAUCAGAUGCCGAAGACGUCAACCUGAGAAAGCUGGAUAACGAAAGCUUCAUCAUCGAAUGCCCUCUUUUUGCAGCAAUCCGAACGAGAGUCAAAGCCGGUCCCGUUUCGUCACGAUACACGAAGCAUUUCUUAAGCAGGAUUACGCCAUCGCCUAUAGUUGUCAAACAAUUAUACGCUCAAGCAUUCUGUCCACUGAGCCACUUGGUGGCUCUAUUCGUUGAUGAUCUAGGCGGAUUGUCAAAGUCGGCCGAAGUCCUAGCGUCUCUAUUAUACGAAUGGAAUACGCUGGGCAUGAGCUCAAUGCCAUGCCUUCUCGUAGUCACCGAUGACGGGGACAUCACUGAGGACGCUUUCAUCAGAGAAGUCACCUUGUAUUAUUUGGAGCUGCUGAGGCAUUCUGCUACUGACAUGCCACCGACUAACAUACGCGCCAAAAGCACGUGGACCUCAAAUUUUCAAAGCAUCACCAUCGUCACGGUGCAGGGGGAGGACUUACACUACCAUUUAGUGAUAUACUCGGAAGAGGUAUACCUGCAUAGACAGCAGAGCUAUUUAGCCUUUUCUCCAGAGACCUUUCACGAACUCCUCCUUUGCCGUGGAGCAGAACUGCUCCAGGGCGAUGAGCGGUUAAAUCUCGUAGGCUCGCUACGAUCGGAGUCACAGCAACUCAUCCCGUCACUUUUCGUGCCAUAUAUGCGCGGAUUGUUGCGCACGCAAGAAGAGUUUCCUGAUUACAAUUGGCAAAGUCUUUUGGCCUCUUCCCUAGCAGUUGACAGUCACCAGUCCUCACAUCAUAUCUUCCAAGCCGAAUUCGUCUUUGAGGAGGUCUACGAGCCAAUCCUUCACCACCUUGCGCGUGAAGUUCGACAGCCAGAUCUGGCGGCCGUGGUGAAGCAAUACUUUUGCAAUUUGGUCAAAAAGGCUGAAGCCAACCCUCAGCGUCUGACAAAGAGGAUGAAGGCUUCUCGACCAGAGGUGAUAGAAGCGGAGAUUACCAAAUUAUGGCCAUUAAAUCCGGUCAUCAGAGUAGACCACGACUCAGACUCAUCCCCGCUUGAGGAAAGUUCGCAAGCAAACAUGGCAUUUCCCGCGCUUUUUUAUGUGGAAGCAUGUGAGAACGCUAGGUCAACAUCAAUGCAGCUGAUGGCAUUCUGCUCGAUACCGCCAGGAGCUCAUCUUCAACGGAUUGCUAUGCAUUUGCGAAGCAAUGGAACCAGACUGCAUUAUGGAGACGAAGGACGAUGGUCUGAAGAGGAACUGUGCGACAUCUCCACAUGGGAUCGCGUUCGGUCUGGCGGAUCCUUCACCAAACAAAUCAACUUCAACCAUCCUAAUCCGGCACUGAUACAAGCAAAGCUUGACGGUCUUCUCGAAAACACAAGUCUCCUGGGUAUUCAAGUCGUACAUCUUCCCGCACAAGUUGACCGUAUUGAGUUGAAAGAAGGUGACUUGCCAUUUCAACGUCAGUCUGAGGAGAUUAGCUGCUCUGAAUCCUGGAGCUCUGCGCCCAACUCAGAUGAGGAGAGUUUUCAGUUACGCCCGCUUAUAAACAAGAUCGAGAUUGGAUCCAAAACGAGGGAUAUUCCUUCAGCUAGAUCUCACAUUAUGCUAGAACAACGUACAACUGGCCUUCUUCGGAGAAGUGAGGCCGUGGAGAUUGUGGAAGCACAAGAGAAUCAAUCUUUGAAUUGUUCCGAAUCUACGGAAACAGUCUCGUUGGAGGGCAAUAAACUCCUUUGCCAAGCGAUUGAUAACAUGUUAAACAAAUUGGGGGACAUGCGUGUGAGGUAA
Molecule: messenger RNA, 1914 nt
Organism: Colletotrichum higginsianum IMI 349063
Lineage: Eukaryota; Fungi; Ascomycota; Sordariomycetes; Glomerellales; Glomerellaceae
Exons: 5
Coding region: 1-1914 (637 amino acids)
Source: RefSeq, a predicted model, not a curated record